AUGGAUAUUAGUUCUCCCCUCCUGUUAUCCUUUUCUAAAUUUUCAUUUUCUAUUCAUGAUAUUCUUUCAUUUAUUUGUUGUUUUCAUUUCUGUUUUAUUAUGAUUUUCUCUUUGUAUUUCUUCAUUUCCUUUUCUUUUUCCCCUAAUCUUUGCAUUUAUAUUAUUUUAACACACGUUCUUUUUCUUUCUUUCAUUUGUUAUAACGGUCCCUUUGUAAUAGUUUACCUUCUUUCUCUCCUAAUAAUCAAUCAUAUUAUUUCAUUCUUUCACGUUUUUCAUCUUUUCGUAGAAAUUUUCAGUUUUAUUUCUUCUCUUCAGAUUUCUUCUUUUCAUUUAUUCAUUUCCCCUUUUCUUUCUUUCGAUUCUUUCUGUCUUUUUUGUUUCUUCAUUUAUAUUUUAAUUUAUUCACCUUAUUCCAUUUUUCUUCAAACUUCUCAUCUCUUGAACUUCCUUAUUUCACUUUCUUUUGCAUCUUUCUUUUCGUCUUGUUCUCAUUUCUUUCUUAUAAAUUCUUUUCUUUCUUUUUCUUUUUCUCAAUUUUUCUUUCUUUCCUUUAUCAAUUUUUCUUUCUUUCCUUUCUUUCCUUCUUUCUUUCCUUUCCUUCUUUCUUUCCUUUCCUUCUUUCUUUCCUUUCUUUCUUUCUUUCCUUCUUUCUUUCUUUCUUUCUUUCUUUCUUUCUUUCCUUUCUUUCUUUCCUUUCUUUCAUUCCUAUCCUUCUUUCUUUCAUUCUUUUCCUUCUUUCUUUCUUUCCUUUCCUUCUUUCUUUCCUUUCUUUCUUACGAAUGUUCCUUUCCUUCUUUCCUCAUUGCAAAUUCUGUUUUUCUUUCUUUUUAUUAUAAAUUCUCCUUUAUUUUUCUUUAUUUCUCUUUUUUAAUUCUCUCUGUCUCUCUCUCUAUCUCUGUCUCUCUCUCUCUAUCUCUCUCUCUCUCUCUCUCUCUCUCUAUUUCUUUUUUUUAUUUCCUCUACAUUCAUAUAUAUUUUUACUCACUUUUAAUGUUUUCUAUUUUAUUCGCAUUCAAUUUACCCUUUUUCUCUCUGUCUGCAUUUCCUUCCAUUCUUCCCUCUAUCUUUGUCUCUUUCUUUCUAUUGUUUUUAAUGCUAUAA
Molecule: messenger RNA, 1104 nt
Organism: Acanthosepion pharaonis
Lineage: Eukaryota; Metazoa; Mollusca; Cephalopoda; Sepiida; Sepiidae
Source: the annotation of a GenBank genome assembly